This is a messenger RNA of Fusarium falciforme, 1152 nucleotides long. Its product is annotated as Ysc84 domain-containing protein. The record is from RefSeq and is a predicted model, not a curated record. Lineage: Eukaryota; Fungi; Ascomycota; Sordariomycetes; Hypocreales; Nectriaceae. Gene Ontology annotation, molecular function: phosphatidylinositol binding. The coding region runs from base 1 to 1152 and encodes 383 amino acids. The transcript has 2 exons.
AUGACUGUCGUCUACUCCACCAACGAGCCCGUUGACCCUCUCAAGCAGUCUGGCCAGGCCCCUCCCACUUACACGGUCGAGCCGGACUACCAGCAACCUACCCCAUCGGAGCAACAACCCCAAGAUGCCUCCAGCAAGCAGGCCAAGGGUCACCACUUUCACAGAAUCAGCUCCAAGGCUGGCUGGCCACUGAACAAGGCCGCCAACUUAAUCGGUGCUGAGGGAUGGUGGCCUACUACCAUGGAUAAGGAGUGCAACAAGGCCGCUCGCAUCCUCCACAGCUUCACCAACCUCAGCUCUUCCACCCCUCCCAAGACCAGUGGCCCCAUGCAUCCUACCGGCCUCACCCGCAAGUCCAUGGUCAAGAUCCCCCCUCACGUCCUCCACCGCGCCGCCGGUCUCGCCAUCUUCAACGUCCUCCGCGCUGGUGCCUGCCACGGCUCCCUCGCCGGCGGUUCUGGUGUUGUCGUCGCCCGCCGCCCCGACGGUACCUGGUCUCCUCCCUCGUCCUUCAUCGUGAGCACCCUUGGUGCUGGCUUCGUCUUUGGCCUCGAUGUCUACGAUUGCGUCUGCGUUCUCAACACUCCCGAACAGGUCGCCGCCUUUACAAAGCCCCGCUUGUCCCUCGGCGCUGAGGGUUCCAUCGCCGUCGGACCUCUCGGUACCGGCGGAAGUGUCGAGGCUACUGUCACCAAGACUGCACGACCGGUCUGGAGCUACAUGAAGAGCCGGGGGCUGUGGGCAGGCGUACAGAUUGAUGGCACUAUCAUCGUCAGCCGAGGAGAUGCCAACUCUGCCUUCUACAACGAGCGCGGCAUCACCGCCCGCAAGAUCUUGACCGAGGACGUAGCCUGGCCAAUGAGCGCCAAGCCCCUGUUUGAGGUGCUCCGAGCCAUCGAGGGUCGACCCGACUACGAUCGAACUAUUGUCCAGGAAGUUGGAAGCGUUCCUCCCCCUGGCGACGCCAUCCUAUCCGAGAAGCAGGAGAGGUACACCGAUGAGCCCGAGCUGCCCGCUCAGCAGACCCGAGAACAGACCGAAGAACCCAAGGAGGAGCUCCCCAACUAUACGGACGUGAAGCCGGAGGUUAAGGAGGAGGAGGAUGAUACUGUCAUGAGUGAGAAGGAAAAGCUGGCCAAGUCUGGUUACUAA